This is a messenger RNA of Pygocentrus nattereri (red-bellied piranha), 5473 nucleotides long. It is a transcript of the gene kdm5ba, whose product is annotated as lysine (K)-specific demethylase 5Ba. The coding region runs from base 183 to 4730 and encodes 1515 amino acids. NCBI's taxonomy places the organism in Eukaryota, Metazoa, Chordata, Actinopteri, Characiformes, Serrasalmidae. The record is from RefSeq and is a predicted model, not a curated record. Gene Ontology annotation, biological process: chromatin remodeling. The transcript has 27 exons. Gene Ontology annotation, cellular component: nucleus. Gene Ontology annotation, molecular function: histone demethylase activity; DNA binding.
CAAAACGUCAACAGUCCCCUUCGUGUGUACGUUUCCAAAGUGGAUGAGGAUGUUAAUUGUCGGAGUUCAGGUGUAAUCACUCUUAUUAUGAAAUAGGUAUAGUUCUUACUGGUCAAUUGUCUUUAACUUUAAACAGUUUGCUAUAGUUUCUUCAUGUCAUCAUUUGGAUUCAGUUCCCCAGAAUGACCCAACCUCGACCCAGCGAAUUUAUUCCACCACCGGAGUGCCCUGUCUUUGAGCCCAGUUGGGAAGAAUUCGCCGACCCGUUUGGGUUUAUCAACAAAAUACGUUCCAUCGCAGAGAAUACUGGCAUUUGUAAGAUCCGACCGCCACCGGGGUGGCAACCGCCAUUUGCCUGUGAUGUGGACAGACUGCAUUUCACCCCACGCAUACAGAGACUCAAUGAGUUGGAGGCUCAGACCAGGGUGAAGCUCAACUUUCUGGACCAGAUUGCCAAAUUUUGGGAGCUGCAAGGCUGCACACUGAAAAUCCCUCAUGUAGAGCGCAAGUCUCUUGACCUGUACCAGCUCUACAAGUUAGUGACUGAGGAGGGUGGUUUUGACACAGUCUGCAGAGAGCGGAAAUGGACCCAGAUCUCUCUGAAGAUGGGCUUUGCUCCUGGCAAGGCCGUUGGCUCUCACUUGCGUGCCCACUACGAGAGGAUCCUGUACCCUUACUACUUGUUCCAGACAGGAGCCAGCCUUCUGAGCUCGCAGAAGCCCACUCUCACCAAUGACACCAAAGAUAAAGAGUAUAAAUCUCAUGAUUUGCCCCAGCGGCAAUCAAUGCAGCCUUCAGAAAUCUCUACUAUUGCUCGCAGAGCCAAGCGCACAGAGGGCCGCUGUUUCAAAAGUGAGCAGGGUACGCACUGUGAGAACAGACCCAACCUGAGGAGGAGAAUGGGCUCAUACGUGGCAAAACCUGAACCAGUUAAAAACAUUCCAGUCCAGGUUAAACAAGAACCUGUAGAUCCAGCUGAAUCAACACCUGAAGGGCAAAAAUCAAAGGUGGAGCAGUACAUUUGUUUAGUAUGUGGCGGAGGAGGUGAUGAGGACCGGCUGUUGCUAUGUGAUGGGUGUGAUGACAGCUACCACACCUUUUGUCUGAUCCCACCCCUACAUGAUGUUCCCAAAGGAGACUGGAGAUGCCCCAAGUGCCUGGCCCAGGAGUGUGGCAAGCCUCAGGUUGCAUUUGGCUUUGAGCAAGCCCCCAGGGACUACACUCUCCGCUCAUUUGGUGACAUGGCAGACUCCUUCAAGUCAGAUUAUUUCAACAUGCCUGUUCAUAUGGUCCCUACAGAACUGGUUGAAAAGGAGUUCUGGCGUAUGGUCAGUACCAUUGAGGAAGAUGUGACUGUAGAGUAUGGGGCAGACAUUGCCUCCAAGGACUUUGGCAGUGGAUUCCCUGUUAAGAAUGGCACCUUCACAGUUACACCUGAUGAAGAGGUACGUUCUCCCUGUCAUAAUGGGUCUAGCAUGGACCUGUUACUACAUUUGAUUGUAAUUAUACUCCUCUCCUUUCUGUUCUUUAAGCAUUAUCUUACUAGUGGUUGGAACCUCAACAACAUGCCUGUGCUGGACGCAUCCGUGCUGACUCACAUUACAGCUGACAUAUGUGGGAUGAAGCUGCCCUGGCUCUAUGUUGGCAUGUGCUUUUCCUCGUUCUGUUGGCACAUAGAAGAUCACUGGAGCUACUCGAUCAACUAUUUGCACUGGGGAGAGCCAAAGACAUGGUAUGGUGCUCCUGGCUAUGCCGCAGAGCAGUUGGAAAUGGUGAUGAAGAAACUGGCCCCAGAGCUGUUUGAGUCGCAGCCAGAUCUGCUCCACCAGCUGGUCACCAUUAUGAACCCCAAUCUUCUAAUGGAGCACGGAGUCCCUAUUUACCGCACUAAUCAGUGUGCUGGAGAGUUUGUCAUCACCUUCCCCAGAGCCUAUCAUAGUGGGUUCAAUCAAGGCUUUAACUUUGCAGAGGCUGUCAAUUUCUGCACAGUGGACUGGAUACCUCUGGGUCGGCAGUGUGUGGAGCAUUACCGCUCUCUGAACAGAUAUUGUGUCUUCUCGCACGAUGAGAUGGUGUGUAAUAUUGCGGCUAAGGCAGACAGCUUAGAGCUGGAGCUGGCCUGUGCCAUACAGAAGGACAUGAGUGCUAUGAUUCAAGAGGAGAAGGAGCUGCGUGAGAAGGCUUACAAGCUGGGUGUGUGGCACUCCCAACAGGUGGACUAUGAAGAGCAACCAGACGAGGAGAGGCAGUGUGUUAAAUGCAGGACCACCUGUUACCUGUCUGCCAUCACAUGUCCCUGCAGGCCGGACCAGCUGGUCUGUCUACAUCACCUCCAGGGCCUGUGCUCCUGCGACCCCAGCAACUACACAUUGAAUUAUAAAUACACUUUGGGUGCAUUGAACCAAAUGUUUAAGGCUGUUGGGACACGUGCUGAAUCAUAUGAUGAUUGGGCUUCUAAGGUUAACAAGAUUUUGAAGACUGACCAAAACAAAAGUGACUUGGAGGACCUUCGUGCACUGGUUGUGGAGGCAGAGAAAAAGACGUACCCUGAGAUGGACCUGCUGCGGCAUUUGCGCCAGAUCAUCCAGGAUGCAGAGAAGAGUGCAUCAAUGGCUCAGCAGUUACUUAAUGGCAAGAGACAGACCAGGUAUCGCACUGGUGGAGGGAAAUCUCAGAACCAGCUCACUGUUGAAGAGUUGAAGUCAUUUAUCCAGCAGCUGUAUGACCUGCCCUGCACAGUUAGACAGGCCCCUUUUCUCAAGGCUCUGCUGAGCCGCAUUGAGCAAUUCCAGCAGCGGAGUGCAGACCUCCUAGCUGAGGACAUGCCUGGCUCUGUGGCCCUGCAAGGCUUGCUCGAUGAGGGCACCGGUCUGGAUGUGGACCUGCCCGAGUUGGCCGUGCUCAGACAGAGGCUGGAACAGGCGCGGUGGGUGGAGGCUGUGCAGCAGGCCAGCGAGCAGCCUGCUAGCCUCAGCCUGGACUGCAUGAGGAGGCUGAUUGACCAGGGUGUGGGACUGGCACCCCAUGCCUGUGUGGAGAGGACUAUGGCCUGGCUGCAGGAACUGCUUACUGUGUGCGAGCACUGGGAGGAAAAGGCACAUAACAUGCUGACUGCCAGGCCUCGUCAUAAUCUGGAGAUGCUGGAGGCAGCCUUGCUGGAAAUAAACAGUAUUCAUGCUUACCUGCCUAAUUGUCUCCAGCUCAAGGAUGCUGUCAGCAAGGCCAGAGAGUGGAUACGGGAGGCAGAUGCCUUACAGCUUGGAGGGCGUGUCCCUGUUCUUGCCACACUGUCUGAUCUGGUCUCAAAAGCUAAGGGCAUCCCAGUCCUGCUGGAGUCACUAGCACGGCUGGAGAGCCUGGUGUCUGAGGUGCAGGCUUGGAAAGAGAGUGCAGUUAAAACAUUUUUGUUGAAGAACUCCCCUCUGUCGCUCCUGGAGGUUCUGUGUCCCAAGUGUGAGACAGAGUGUCCAAAAUCAAAAUCUAAAAGAGUGAAAGAUGUCUCCCCAUCUGGCAAAAAAACAGGUGUUAAACUGGAUUGUCUCAGUGAUGUGGAGAAAGCUCUCUCUGAAAGCAAAGACACAGCCUCAGCAAUGGCCACUCUUGGUGAGGUUCGUCUGAAGGAGCUGGAGAGCCUGUCUGUUUUGAGGACCUCAAAUGAGGCAAAGUUUCAGCCAACACCCAACAGUUCUGCAUCCACAGUGUGUUUGUGUCAUACGGUGCCAGCAGGCCCCAUGCUCCAGUGUGAACUCUGCCGCGAUGCUUACCACAGUGGCUGCGUACCAGGGUUCCAGAUAACGCAGGUUGGACAACUGUGGUUAUGCCCACGCUGCAGUCGAUCCAAGAAGCCGCCCUUGGACAAAGUGUUGCCCCUGCUAGCCUCCCUUCAGCGUAUCCGAGUUCGUCUACCAGAGGGUGAUGCAUUGCGUUAUCUGAUCGAGAGGACAGUGCGUUGGCAGCACAGAGUGCAACAGGUCUCCCCUUUUACGCAGCAGUUUAGUGGGAAAAUAAAACCUAUUUCUGGAAUGGCUUCCACUCUGACCCUAGAAGGGAGUAAUGGUUCCUUCUACAUGCUUCAUCCGUGCAUUCCUCUCAGUGUUCUUAGCCCUGACCAGGAAGAGCUACUGGCAGAGGGCCUACUGCUGCAGGUGACUUUACCUGAGCUGCAACAGCUCUACCAAGGCCUGCUUAGCUGGUUCUCCCCCUCUCACCACUCCUUCCAGAGUAGUGAGCAUGACCAUCAGUACUACAUUGCUCAGGACAGGAGCCCACCCCACAGGAGCCCACCCCACAAGAGCCCAUUGCACAAAAGUCCACCCCACAGCAAAGGACAGGAUGCCGUCCUGGAGUUGCAGAAGGAAAGAGAGAAGCUAGAGAAGAAUCACAAAAGGCGUUUUGAGAAUGAGAACCCUGAUGUACAGGACAGGGACAAGAUUAAGAAGCCCAAGAAAAAGAAGCCUAAGAUGAACAAGGAGAGGAGACGUGAAGAAAAAAGAAACCUCUCCCCUUCUAAUUCACUCUCAGACCCAUCCUGUUCAGAGGAUUCAGAAGAAGACUGGUCUGUGUGCUCAGCAAAGCAAUGUUUGCAGCCAGAGGGCAACGAGGUUAACUGGGUCCAGUGUGAUGGUAGCUGUAAUCAGUGGUUCCACCAGAUAUGUGUGGGUGUGUCUGCUGAGCAGGCUGAGAAUGAGGACUACAUCUGCGUCAACUGCUCAUUAAAUGAUUUGAUAUAAUGAGAACCAAAACAGAAAUGCAUUGAAAAGUCAAAAGACUAAGUUUUGCACAUGAGUUAUAGCACCAAGUAUGCACCAGACCCAUUUCCUUGUCCUCAAAAGUCCCAAUCAGUCCUCCCUAUUGCUCUGGUGCUACUUUCUUCUUGAUAGGACUGUUAUCCAGAACCAUUUAAGACUCUUGUCACCUUUUUCUGGUAUUUUUACAUUUUCCUCUUAUAAACGUUCUUUCUCUUGUCUAGAAGAUAUGAUACAGAGAUGUACCUCAGGAGUCUCCAUCCCAUGAAUACACAGCAGAGGGAUAUCAGCUUUCCCAAAUGUAAAAUUGGAUUGUUUUUCAGAAGCCACGUUUCCUUCUAACAUGUGAAGUAAUCAGAAGACUUUUUCCUUUGGGGCUUUUUUCCACCAAAUUGUAUUAAUUGGACUUAACAAAUAGGUCUGACUUUAUUUUUGGAACCCUGCUUUGGUACAUAUGUCUAAUAAUGUUAUUUAUUUAUCCCAGCAUUGUCUGUGCUGGUUGCCCUGAUUUUCAGUAGCUUGAGAUUUGCUCUGAUCUGUAGCUUCUUGCAUUAGUGAUGGUUGUACAGAAUCCUGAUGUAGGUCGUCUGAGUGAUGUAGCAGACAGAAGAAGUGUGAACUAUACUUUGUGACUUUAUGCUGUUUCUUAGAAAAAGAAACAUCAUUAAUAAUGUUAAUUCAGCUGUGGAAUAAAAUGAAUUGUUCUCACUGACAGUUCCACAAGGCAA